This is a messenger RNA of Fundulus heteroclitus (mummichog), 3065 nucleotides long. RefSeq names its product protein phosphatase 2, regulatory subunit B'', beta (gene ppp2r3b). Lineage: Eukaryota; Metazoa; Chordata; Actinopteri; Cyprinodontiformes; Fundulidae. The transcript is spliced from 14 exons. Bases 216 to 1952 code for a protein of 578 amino acids. Gene Ontology annotation, molecular function: calcium ion binding; protein phosphatase regulator activity. The record is from RefSeq and is a predicted model, not a curated record. Gene Ontology annotation, biological process: protein dephosphorylation. Gene Ontology annotation, cellular component: protein phosphatase type 2A complex.
CAGUAUGGUUACCAGGGGAACGCGAUCUGAAAAGUUAUUUGCUAUUUGCUCCCAGGAGUUAGCGCCAGGACCGUAGCGGUACUUUAGUCUUUCUGUGUCAGGCGAGCUGCUGUGUCGUUUAUGAAGGAGAAAUAGUGCAAUGAGAGUUCGGGGCGUUUCGCUCUGCCGUCCGCUCACAUUGAGGUACGUCCGUCGGAAGAAUAGUAGUCAUCAGCAUGCCGUCACCAGAACUUCUCCAGCCGGUUCUCAAAGCAAAAGUGGACGAGCUGUUUCUUAACUGGCUCAGCGAUCCUGGAACACAGUCGGUCCUCAAAGACUAUCUCGACCUGAUUAAAAGCGGACAGUAUGACAACCUGAGCAGCGGCCACGCGCAGGACAAGAGGUCGCUGAGCUUCAACGAGAACAACAAUGUGGCGUCUCAGAGGAACCUGACGGAGAAGAAGACGGCUCCCCUGGGCGCGCCUUCGAGCACGGCAUCCACCAGCACCCUGCCCUCUCGCAGUAGCAGCAACGCCCGGAUGACAGGACCCAGUGGAAGGGUACUGCGGAGGUCUGUCAGCGCGAAAAAGGCCCAGGUGAGGACGGAGAAGCCGGUCACCACCGCACUGAGCGAAAGCAUUCCCAAGUUUUACUUCCCACAGGGCCGGCCCCAGGCCAACCUCAACAUCGACGGCCUCAUUUCCAAAAUUGAGAAAAUAUUUUCACAAUUCCCAAAUGAAAGGGCCACCAUUGAAGACAUGGGGCUGGUAGCCAAGGCCUGCGAGUGUCCCCUCUACUGGAAAAUGCCAUUGUUCUGCUCGGCUGGAGGCGACAGGACGGGUUUCGUCUCUGUGCACAAGUUCGUGGCUAUGUGGAGAAAAACGCUGCAGACCUGUCACGAUGAUGCUUCUAAAUUUGUGCACCUCUUGGCCAAGCCUGGCUGUAAUUACCUCGAACAAGACGACUUUAUGCCAUUCCUGCAGGAUGUAGUGAACUCUCAUCCAGGCAUGGCCUUUCUAAAAGAAGCACCGGACUUCCACUCGCGGUAUAUCACCACGGUCAUUCAAAGGAUAUUUUAUAAUGUGAACCGGUCAUGGACUGGAAAAAUAAGCUGCUCUGAGCUCAGGAAAAGUAAUUUUCUUCAGAACGUGGCGUUGCUGGAGCAGGAGGAAGACGUGAACCAGCUGACCGAAUUCUUCUCCUACGAGCAUUUUUACGUCAUCUACUGCAAGUUCUGGGAGCUGGACGCUGAUCAUGACCUCUACAUCGACCAGAAAGACCUGCUGCGGCACAACGACCAAGCCAUUUCCCAGAAAAUGAUUGGAAGGAUAUUCUCAGGGACGGUUACAAGAGACAGACGGGUGUAUAAGGAGGGGAGGCUAAGUUACGCUGACUUUGUUUGGUUCCUCAUCUCUGAUGAAGACAAGAAGACCGACACCAGCAUAGAGUACUGGUUCCGCUGUAUGGACCUGGACGGGGACGGCGUGCUCAGCAUGUAUGAGAUGGAGUACUUCUACGAGGAGCAGUGUCAGAAACUGGAGGCCAUGUCCAUCGAGCCCCUUCCGUUCGAGGACUGCCUCUGCCAAAUGCUCGACCUCGUCAAACCCGAGGUGGAAGGUAAGAUCACUCUGCGGGAUCUCAAGAAGUGCAAGAUGGCCCACAUCUUCUUUGACACUUUCUUCAACAUUGAGAAGUACCUGGACCACGAGCAGCGGGACCCUUUCUCUAUUGAGGCUGAGACAAACGGCCAGGAGUUCUCCGACUGGGAGAAAUACGCGGCAGAUGAGUACGACAUCCUGGUGAAGGAAGAUGCCAACGAUCACUGCAAUGAUGUGUAUGAUAAUCCUUUGAGCCCUUUGGGCCAGCACAUCUCCAGUGAGCUGAGUCUGACAAAGAAACACUUCUUUGAGAUCCCCACGCCACACUGCGACCUGGACAUGGACGAUUACGAGUAUGAAGACGACUUCGAAUGAUGCUCGAAGCCACGGGGCUUUACCCAAAAGCCCUCUUACCGCUUUCCUCUUCCAUAUACCGUCAGCUCGCGGGGGUUUUCCUAAGCGCGACAUGCAAAGAUCAACAGAUGCCAGACUAAAGGAGGAAUUCAAAACCAGAAGACGCCUUAGAUUCCCCGUGACCGGCUGGAGACAUCACCACGUCCCACACGUUUAAGGAGACGUAAAGAACGUGUGGGGCACCGAGUUUUCAGCACUCAGAAGCAAAUUUGAUCUGUCACACUUACAAAAACAUCACCAGAGAUUACUUAAUAAUGGUGGAAGCUGUAACUCUUCUUCUCUUUCGAUUUUGUUCCCCUCGUCAUUUUCUGCAGGUGAUCUUUAGCAUCAGGGGUCAUUCAGGUCAAGUCCCAUUGCACCUCAACACCGGGGUUUCUAAUUAGGGCCACUGGUGUCAGCGGUGGUAGUUAUACGGCGGAGGUCCCUGAACUAUUGAAAUUAGGCCUUACUGAUUAAAUUCAGGGAUGCGAUUUAUUGGCUAAUGUUACAUUCCAGUAAUCAUAUCAAAGGGCUUUUCUGUGAGGCUGUAAAUGCUUUAAGGGUCUGUUGCUGUAAACUCCAAACAAGCCUUCUGCUCAAACACAAGCAAUACCGUUCACCCGACAACCCCCCCCCCCCCAUGUGUCUGCAUACAUUAGGUCUUUAAAGUGUGACAGAGUUGGAAAUAUAAAUUAUUUUUAGAUGAGUUUAUAGAGUACUGUACAUAUUUAUUAUGAUUUUGCUGUGUUGUAAAAGACGUGGAGUUUUAGGCAUUUUUCUAUGGUACAGAGUACUUUAUAUGAAUGGGCUUUGUCAGGAAAUAAACAGUUCUUUGGAGGGGGGGUUAAUAAUGAAUCUUUGGUUUCAACAACAAAAAAAAAGAGGAAUAGUGCUGGUUUUUAUAUGCAUUUAUUGUGCAACUAAUUUUAGCUGAAAAGAAUGUGGGACAUUCUCAGAAUCUAUAGAUGUUUUGUUUUGGUUUACUUUUUUUUCCCCAGUUACCCAUGUUGCUUUGUCCCGGUUUCAUUUCUGCUGUGCACUUACACCUGCAUAAAUGUUCAGAUGCCAAAAUAAUAAAAACUUUUUUGCAUUUUC